GCCAAUGUUGAUACUCAGGUUCUUCAACCUGUUGAUUACCAGGUUCCUGCGUCAGAUGCUUUUGAAACGCCUGUUGAUGCAACGCCAAAUGCCCCUGCAAUUUUUAAGGCUAUUGUGAACUCACAGGUUAUCACACCUGUUGAGACUCAAUUUAAAACCCCGGUGGUUUUUCAGUCCCUUGUUGAUGUCCAGAUCACUGCCCCUGAGGUUUUACAAAUUCCAGUUUGCGCUGGGGCUAACCAACCUCUGGUUACCAGCCAAACCUCUAUUGUACAGGGUACCGAGCCUGACUAUCCAGAGGGAUUCACACAGGUAAUCAACAAAAAAAACUAUCAAAGACACCCCAAGAGGACAGACAACUAUACUAUGAGGUGGGAUACAGUUCUCAUCCCAUGAUCACAAGAAGUCAAUCCAAGCAACCUCGAGAUGAAACUGACUACUUCCUUUACCCGGUUGACGCGAGGCUUGAAUCGCCACAUCAAUUGGCUGAGGCGCUUCAAAGAUACAAAACAUCCCGCCCGAAUGCCAAAAUUUACCAACCGUACCUGCGGAAUGCAAUAAGGUUCCACAACAAAUACAACAGGACUAUAUCAUCCUCUGUGGGAAUUCCGAUUUCCGACAAGGAAAACAUAUUGAAGUUCAAAGAUUUUUGAGCUUGGAAACACCAUUUUACACCUGCGGAAACACUAUUCACCGAGGAAGGUCAACGCCUCCCUAGGGCGUUUCUCCGGCUGGAAUUCAGUUUUGAAGGUAGUUCUAGCUUCUCCUAGCUGUGGGGAUUAACUUUUACUAACCUCCGCCAUCAUCGGCCAAGUUUUCAUUUUGGUCAUCUUCCCCAACGAUCACCUACUUCUUUGGCGGACAAAGGUUUUUUUGCUCUCGGAGGGGUGGCUUUCCUCUAGCUUCCCCUUCCAUCAUGGGGGGUAAGAAAAAGAAGUCCCCUUCUAGUUCUCGACCUACCAAGGCGUCUUCACGUCUUCGAAUUAAGAAUCAAGGUAAGGAGAUUGAUGAUGCCGUAGCAAGCUCAAGCCGUGAAAGAAAGGAGGA
Cuscuta europaea is the source of this 1047-nucleotide messenger RNA. Lineage: Eukaryota; Viridiplantae; Streptophyta; Magnoliopsida; Solanales; Convolvulaceae. The record is from the annotation of a GenBank genome assembly.